Messenger RNA from Equus caballus (horse), 1631 nucleotides. RefSeq names its product coronin 1A (gene CORO1A). Gene Ontology annotation, biological process: actin filament organization; cell migration. Gene Ontology annotation, molecular function: actin filament binding. The record is from RefSeq and is a predicted model, not a curated record. NCBI's taxonomy places the organism in Eukaryota, Metazoa, Chordata, Mammalia, Perissodactyla, Equidae.
GCGCUGCCACCCCUAAGGAGGCCGGCGGCUGCUGCUUCUCAUUCAUUGUCUUGACAAGAGCAUCCUCAGCGGGCAGUCUCUGGCUCCUCCAGCUCCUUCCUUAUCCUUCUGCUCUCCCUCCUCCAUUUGGGGGUCACUCAUCUCAGCAGCAGGAUGAGCCGACAAGUGGUCCGCUCCAGCAAGUUCCGCCAUGUGUUUGGGCAGCCAGCCAAGGCCGACCAGUGUUAUGAGGAUGUGCGCGUCUCGCAGACCACCUGGGACAGUGGCUUCUGUGCUGUCAACCCCAAGUUCGUGGCCCUCAUAUGUGAGGCCAGCGGGGGAGGGGCCUUCCUGGUGCUGCCCCUGGGCAAGACUGGACGUGUGGACAAGAAUGCGCCCACGGUCUGUGGCCACACAGCCCCUGUGCUGGACAUCGCCUGGUGCCCGCACAAUGAUAACGUCAUUGCCAGUGGCUCCGAGGAUUGCACAGUCAUGGUGUGGGAGAUCCCUGACGGGGGCCUGGUGCUGCCCCUGAGGGAAGCUGUCGUCACCCUGGAGGGCCACACCAAGCGCGUGGGCAUCGUAGCCUGGCACCCCACAGCCCAGAAUGUGCUGCUCAGUGCAGGUUGUGACAACGUGAUCCUGGUGUGGGAUGUGGGCACUGGGGCCACCAUGCUGAUGCUGGGCACGGACGUGCACCCGGAUACAAUCUACAGUGUGGACUGGAGCCGAGACGGUGCCCUCAUCUGCACCUCCUGCCGCGACAAGCGUGUGCGCAUCAUCGAGCCCCGCAAAGGCACUGUUGUAGCUGAGAAGGACCGCCCCCACGAGGGGACCAGGCCUGUGCGCGCUGUGUUUGUAUCAGAUGGAAAGAUCCUGACCACAGGCUUCAACCGAAUGAGUGAGCGGCAGGUGGCGCUGUGGGACAUGAAGCACCUGGAGGAGCCUCUGUCCCUGCAGGAGCUGGACACUAGCAGUGGCGUCUUACUGCCCUUCUUUGACCCCGACACCAACAUUGUCUACCUCUGUGGCAAGGGUGACAGCUCUAUCCGGUACUUCGAGAUCACUUCUGAGGCCCCAUUCCUGCACUAUCUCUCCAUGUUCAGUUCUAAGGAGUCCCAGCGUGGCAUGGGCUACAUGCCCAAACGUGGCCUGGAGGUGAACAAGUGUGAGAUUGCCAGAUUCUACAAGCUGCACGAGCGGAGGUGUGAGCCCAUUGCCAUGACAGUGCCUAGAAAGUCGGACCUGUUCCAGGAGGACCUGUACCCACCCACUGCAGGGCCGGAUGCUGCCCUCACAGCUGAGGAGUGGCUGGGGGGUCGGAAUGCCGGGCCCCUCCUCAUUUCCCUCAAGGAUGGCUACGUGCCCCCAAAGAGCCGGGAGCUGAGGGUCAACCGGGGCCUGGAUACUGGGCGCAGGAAGACAGCACCAGAGGCCAGUGGCACUCCUAGCUCGGAUGCUGUAUCCCGGCUGGAGGAAGAGAUGAGGAAGCUCCAGGCCACUGUGCAGGAGCUACAGAAGCGCUUGGAUAGGCUGGAGGAGACAGUCCAGGCCAAGUAGAGGACCCCAGGGCCUUCAGCUGGGACCCAUGGCAUCACCACCUUCCCUUCCAUUCAUACUCCCUACUCCUCAGGCCACAAUGGCACAUAAAA